Messenger RNA from Perca fluviatilis (European perch), 1786 nucleotides. Its product is annotated as complement C1q-like protein 2. Gene Ontology annotation, molecular function: protein binding. The transcript is spliced from 2 exons. The record is from RefSeq and is a predicted model, not a curated record. Lineage: Eukaryota; Metazoa; Chordata; Actinopteri; Perciformes; Percidae. Bases 291 to 1052 code for a protein of 253 amino acids.
GAAUAUUUCCCCUGUCAACUGUGUGACGCCAAGUGACACUGGCACCGCGCUAAACGCUGCAGGGUGGAACUGGGCUUAAGGGUUACAUCGCGUUUCUCUUUCUCUCUCCCUCUCUCUGUCUCUCUUUGGGGUUGAGUGACUCCUUUUUGGUCCAGUCUCUGUUUUUUUCCCGUGGUUUUUAGCCCUUACUACCUUCCACCAUUACGUCUCAAAGCAAAACGGACUUUUUAGCGCUCGCUUCUCGGACUUUCCAGAGGAAGAGAAUCGUCGCCGCUGUGGUUGGCGUCGUCAUGGUUUUGGCACUCAUCAUCGCCAUUCCCCUGCUGGUCCAAACUUCCAGAACCGAUGCGCACUACGAGAUGAUGGGCACCUGUCGGAUGAUCUGUGACCCGUACAACCCCAAACCGAGCGCCACGGCUCUGGAGGUCAUGCAGGAGCUGAGCGCAGUCCCUUCUCCGGCCUUUGUUCAAGGGACUAAAGGCGAGCCGGGUCGGCCGGGGAAACCCGGGCCGAGGGGGCCGCCAGGCGAACCGGGGCCACCAGGUCCGAGAGGGCCGCCGGGGGAACGAGGAGAUUCUGAAAAGACAGGGCAUCCCAGGGUAGUGGGCACAGCGCGGACCGACACCAGUGGAGAGCUCGGUUCUGCUAUCGGCGGGGCAAAGAUAGCGUUUUAUGUGGGUCUAAAAAAUCCACACGAGGGAUACGAAGUGUUAAGGUUCGACGACGUGGUCACGAACCUGGGGAACCACUAUGACCCGACAACCGGCAAGUUCACAUGCCAAGUGGCUGGGAUUUACUACUUCACUUAUCAUGUGCUGAUGCGCGGAGGAGACGGGACAAGCAUGUGGGCAGACUUGUGCAAAAACGGACAGGUCCGAGCCAGCGCCAUAGCGCAGGACGCCGACCAGAACUACGACUACGCCAGCAACAGCGUCGUCCUGCAUCUGGACACCGGAGACGAGAUUUAUGUCAAACUGGAUGGCGGCAAGGCGCACGGCGGAAACAACAACAAAUACAGCACAUUUUCCGGCUUCCUUUUGUACCCGGACUGAAAUGGGAUAAUCGCAGCACUCCAUCCUAUAACUGCCAUGACAGAAAUUAAACCUCAGUUCGAUCUAAUCAGCCAUGUUGAUCAGUCCGACAAGAGGAAGAAGACGCCACCGCGCAACGAAGUACUGACGUCUCAUAUUCAGACUUCAAAUCUAUCCAUUCUCACAGACUAUAUACGAGAUCAUUCUAAUUCCACUUAUUUUCACAGUAGUUUCACAUGCUUUGCGGAUUUAUUUUGAGCAGAAAGCAGCAGAUCUCUCCACGAUGGCAUGUUAAAGGACCUUACUGAAACGGAUUGCUCUGCUUUGGAAAUAAGUGAAAUUAUUAUGAUAAAUUUAAAUAGUUAUUAAUAAAUAUAAUAAGAGAGAUUGCUACGGAUGAACGGCCUUUACCAGAUGGAUUCAGUCUAUAUUUGCAGUGCAGGUGUUCUGUGUAUUCUGUGGAGUUGAGGUUAUUCAUUGGCCUGAAGAGGGGUCCCCCCUCCCCAUACAGAGGACAUUGCUGUGUGACGUGAUGCUAUUUUGCUUGAAAGUGUGUCUCACAAAGACAGUCCAUACAUAUGUACGCACUUAUGUAUAUAUUUAUUUAAAAAGAAAUGGAAAUCAGUGGACCUAUAUAAGCUGUAUAGCCUCAAUUUAGCUGUCCAUACAGUGUUGCAAACAUGUUUCUAUAUGUCUUCGUAUUCCAGUAUACACGUCGGUCAAUAAUUUCAAUAAAUGAUUAUGUUUUCUCAGUU